Messenger RNA from Nerophis lumbriciformis (worm pipefish), 1200 nucleotides. The record is from RefSeq and is a predicted model, not a curated record. NCBI's taxonomy places the organism in Eukaryota, Metazoa, Chordata, Actinopteri, Syngnathiformes, Syngnathidae.
GUCAUUUUAUAUAUGGUAAGAUGCAUGUGCUCCCUGACGGUGCCGCCACCAAACAAUCUGCGGACCCCCCUGACGGUUCCGCAGCGUUACAUGUUUGGACCGGGACCAUCCAACGUCCCGCCACGCAUCUUGCAAGCCGGAGCCAAUCCAGUCAUCGGACACAUGCAUCCGGAGACUUUUGAGUUAAUGGCUGACAUCCGGAGCGGAAUACGGUACAUGUUCCAGACUGGAAACCAGGUGACUUUUGCGGUGAGCGGCACGGGCCACGCCGCCAUGGAGUGUGCUGUUUUUAAUGCCGUGGAGGCCGGCGACGUUGUGCUGGUUGCAGUUAACGGCAUCUGGGGAGAGCGGCUUGCGGCCAUGGCAGAACGGAUAGGUGCUCAGGUGAACACUAUUGUAACGUCCCCUGGUGGAGUCUUCACAAAUGCGGAAAUUGAGCAGGCGUUAUCCAAACACAGGCCUGCUCUGUUUUUCCUGGCACAUGGUGAAUCGUCCACAGGUGUUCUACACCCACUGGAUGGAAUCGGACAACUGUGUCAUAAAUAUGACUGUUUGUUCUUGGUGGACUCUGUGGCUUCAAUGGGCGGAGUUCCAGUAUAUAUGGACCAGCAAGAGAUCGACAUCCUGUACACGGGUUCUCAGAAGGUUCUGAACGCCCCACCUGGAACUGCACCCAUCUCCUUUAGUGAGCGGGCUUGUCGGAAAAUAUUCAACCGCAGAACAAAGCCUGUGUCAUUCUUCUUGGAUCUGUCCUGGCUGUCCAACUACUGGGGAUGCGACGGAAAAGACACGCGAAUGUACCAUCACACGGGCCCUGUCUCAGCUUUCUACUCCCUCAGGGAGAGCUUGGCCGUCCUAGUGGAGGAGGGUUUGGAACAUUCUUGGGAGAGACACAGGAAAGUGGCCGAGUAUUUCCAUGCAGGUCUCGAGCGUAUGGGACUCAAACUCUUCGUUGAGGAUAAGGCAUUGAGAUUACCAACCGUGACAACAAUCGUGGUUCCGCACGGAUACGACUGGAAGGAGAUCACGGCCUAUGUCAUGAAGACGCACAACCUGGAGAUUACAGGGGGCCUGGGACCCUCCGCUGGCAUGGUGCUUCGUGUUGGUCUGAUGGGAUGCAACAGCACCAUUUCCAGUGCUGACAUGGUGCUGGCGGCUCUGAGGGAUGCGCUGACGCACUGUCACAAGAGCAAAGUCUGA